This is a messenger RNA of Diospyros lotus (date-plum), 1593 nucleotides long. RefSeq lists its product as uncharacterized. The record is from RefSeq and is a predicted model, not a curated record. The transcript has 3 exons. The coding region runs from base 326 to 1321 and encodes 331 amino acids. NCBI's taxonomy places the organism in Eukaryota, Viridiplantae, Streptophyta, Magnoliopsida, Ericales, Ebenaceae.
AGAGCGCGAGAUAGAGAGAGGGGAGACCUGAGGACGGACGCCGAAGUCAAAAAACGCUUUUGUGUUUUGCUCAACCAAACCAAACCUAACCAAACCCAACCCCAGAUCCAAUCUCUCUCUCUCUCUCUCUCUCUCUCUUCCGCUUCCUCUUCCAUCCUCUCUUGAAUCAGAUUUGAUCUUGUGGUGUUCUCUUCAACUUAGAGCUUCUGUGAGCUUGCCAUCUCAAGGCAUCCUCUGUGUUGGGUGUUACAAUCUUCUUGCAUAAGAUGUACUUCUGGUCAUCGCCAUACCCAAAUGCAGGUUUUGAGUUGUUUUUUCCAUCCAAAUGGACUGCAAGAAGUUUAUCCAGUUGGUUGAGGAGAAAAAGAAGAGAGUCCUGGAAAAGAAAGAAGCACCCUUGAAAUGGGAGCAGAAGCUUGAAGCUGCUGCAAAAGCAAAAGCUGAGGCUGAAGCAAAGGAGAAAAAAGCAAAGGCGGCAAAGAAUAAAAGGCCUGUGUCAGUGUCUGGUAGUGACAGUGAUAGUGACAGCAGUGAGGAUGGCAGAAAGAAAAACAAGAGGUUCCACAGGAAACACAAGAAACAUGGCCGUUCUGAUUCUGGUGAAGAUAAGAGGAAGGAGAAGAAAUCCAAGCAAAAGCCGAGGAGAAGAUCCUCCAGUUCUGGCAGUUAUAGCACUGAUGGGUACAGUAGCGUCUCAGAAGAAGAGAGGCGGGGAAAGAAGCAGGUCCACAGGAAGCAUAGGCAUCAUGAUUCAAGAUCAUCAGAUGCUGGUGCUUCAGAUUCUUCAAGUGACGAUGAUGUUGAUUUGAGAAGAAGAAAUGCAAAGCAUCACAAACAUCAUCGGCGGUCACAUUCUACUGAUUCGGAUUCUUCUUCAAGUGAGGACACAAUGAAAAUGAGAAUCCAUGCAAAGCAUCAUAAACGUCACAAGCAUUCAGAAUCAGAUUCAAGUGAUGAGGAUGGAGAUACUGGAAAAAGGAAGCUGCACAAACGUCAUAGAGGAUCUCAUGGUCAUGGCUCAGAUUCUGAUGAUCACAGGGGCGAUCAUAGGAGCCGAUCUCUGGGAAAAUCAUCUGAUGACAACAAUGGAGAAUCAGGUAAAAAAAGAGCGAAGCGUAAAAGCAACCAUCAACACCACCACCACAAUCGCCAUCGUCAUCGCAAUCAUCAGGACCAUAAAUCAAAAGAUGAGGGAGAGCAGGGGAAUGAUCAGCCUCAGUGGGUGACAGAACCAACUGGAAAGCAUCUGGAGGAUGCUCCGAACAGGAAUGAGAAUGGUGGGGCUGCCGACCCUCAAAAUGAUUUAAGGGGGAGGGCCUGAUCCACAUUCAGGAAGUUAAGAGCAUCUCUGCUUGCUCUGUGUGUGUUCUCAUUGAUAUAUGUAUGGUUUAAUGUGGCAAAUCUUAGAACUUGAUUAUAACGUUCUUGGGGUUGUUGGACUUGAACUUUUUUUCAAGCGGAGAUUUGUUAUUUUCACUUGGUGAUAGAUGUCACGAGACUUGAUUGUCGACGUCAAACUGUCUGAUUUUUCAUUUCAUGUUUGAAUGCAAACUGUAAGUGCAGCAGGCUGUAUGGUCGGUGGUUCUAUUCCAA